UAAAUAUUACAAUCCCUUUGCGACAAGCAUGCGACGAAACCCUUCAUGACGCGAAACGGUGCGAUUCGGAGGCCUUGGAAUAUUCCCUUGCCAUCACCAACAAGCGCAAUCCAACCCCUAUAAAUACACCGAGUAAAUCCUUAUCCGACUAGUCAACACCCGUCAACUGUUCGCGCCGUACCACAUUAAUGAAGGCGAUGGCCAACGCACAACUUAUGCAAGAGGAGCUUCAACAAAGUGUAGUACUGUCCGAAGAGGAUGCUGAAUUUGAGGAAGAUUUACCCAACGACACAGUGAUGAUGGACAGCGCCUCCCUUCCGCCUCCUGACACCUCAGGAGGUCAAGAUUACAUACAGCACAACCAUGCGGUAGUAGACUACGAUAGCCGCGGGGAGAACGAAGUCGACGAUGGAAGUCCAGGCGAUGAAGGGCGUCAAGCCGAAAUAGACUACGAGAUGGAAGACGUACCAGCCGAAGAGGACGAUGCCGAUCAUGAAGAGGAGGAUUCUAGCGUUGAAGAUGGAGAUCCUCAUGAUGAUGAUGACGAUGCUUUCGACGUUGACGCCGAAGGGGAGGAAGAUGAAGAACCCGUCAGCCACCAGCCCGUCGAUCCAAAUGGAGUUUCCAGCGAUGAAGACGAGGCGGAGCACGAAGUCGCCGAAGAAGAUGAUGAGAACGAAGGAGUUGGAGCUGUUAAAAUAAAACCUGGCGACACCGAUGAGGAAGAUAGCGAGAGCGAAGAUGACAUCAGUCUAGCCUCGGGCUCUAGCGAUCGAGAAUCUGCGGCUGAAUGGGAAGAGGCCGUCGAGAACGAGGAGGAGGAUGAAGAUGAAUCCGAUGCCGUCGACCCCAAUAACUGCAUAUUCUGCAAGAAUAGCGAGGAAAACGAUCCAGCAGAGGAAUUCGAGGCCUACCUCUCCUGCAAAGGCUGUGGCGAACACGCCCACCAGCAAUGUGCCCGUGAUGAAGGAGCUCUUGAUGAUAAGAAUAACGAAUUGAAUUGGAAAUGUCCAGAUUGCGCAGCCGAUGAUGUGGGUUCCGAUUCUGAAGCCGAGUUUGUUCGCGAGAACAUAGGAAGUGAUCACGACAUUGAGCCAGACGGUGUCGAUGUUGAUGAUAAUGAUCUAUCGCCUACAUCAGCCAGCCGAGCGGCUGCUCCUAAAUUUGCUCGAGAUCUGCUUCCUUCCCAACGUGGUCUAAACAAGCCAGACUCCCAUUCAGUUUUCAAUCAAUUAGUUCUCGAUGAAGAUCCCAUGGAUGGUUCGCGAGUCCUACGAAGAAGGAAGACGUCGUCAACUGAGCCUAUCCCCGAUGAAGAAGUAAUGUCGCUACGCAAACGAAGAAGGAACACAUCGGAUGAAUCCAUCCAAGAUGAAGCUAAUCAGGAACAAGCUAAUGUGACGGAGUCCUCGACUAGGGCCCGGUCAGGGCGAUCCCUGCGGCACAAAGCGUCAAACUCAGAGGCAUUAUGUACUGUCGUCAAGAAGUCGCGGUCUAGUCUCGUUGUGAAAAUGCGAGUGGGUGCCACCGAGUUGCAUAAACUUUCCCAUAAUUCAAGGUCGAAGAGAAGAAAACGAACCGGCCGGGUAGCCGCAUCUCGCCCUUCUCGAUCCUCAAGAAAAAUUACAACAACACGAGCCGCGGCUGUUGCAGAACCACUUCCCAUGGCCCCAUUCUUCCCUUCCAGCUAUUCCCAACCUUUCUAUUCAUUCUACGAUAAAGAGCCAGAUGAACUUAAGGGCAAGCCGUAUGGUGGUAUAUUAUCCGAAGAACAAGCAGACACAACAAAAACCCUGCCGACCAAAGAUGAUCGACGAAGGUUUGAUGAGGCCAAACAAAAGGCUGAAGAAGAGUGGAGGAAUCGCUUGCUUGCUAUGCAAGCCGAAGCCGAAGUACCAGUGAAGAAAUCAAGAAAACAAUCUGGUCCUGCAAGCCAAAUCGAGUGCAUCGAAUUUGGCGGCUGGGAAAUUGACACCUGGUAUGCGGCUCCGUACCCCGAAGAAUACAGCCGUAAUCGAGUGCUGUAUAUCUGCGAGUUUUGUUUGAAAUACAUGAACUCGGAUUAUGUCGCUUGGCGACACAAGCUGAAGUGCCCGGCAAAACACCCUCCUGGUGACGAGAUAUAUCGACAUGGAUCUAUUUCGUUUUUUGAGGUCGAUGGUCGAAAAAAUCCAGUAUAUUGCCAGAAUCUCUGCCUUUUGGCCAAACUCUUCCUUGGUUCCAAGACAUUAUACUACGAUGUCGAACCAUUCUUAUUCUACGUACUUUGCGAGUAUGAUGACCUAGGUUAUCACUUUGUCGGAUACUUUUCCAAAGAAAAACGAGCGAGUAGUCAGAAUAACGUGAGCUGUAUUCUCACAUUGCCCAUCCAUCAGCGAAAAGGAUAUGGCCAUCUACUCAUCGAUUUCUCGUAUCUCCUAACGAAGGUGGAGGAGAAAACUGGCUCUCCUGAGAAGCCACUUUCUGAUAUGGGACUUGUCUCGUACCGAAACUACUGGAGAUUGAUCAUUUGCAAGUACCUCAUUGACCACACGCCUGAGGACAAAUCCCAGAGGAAGGGUAUAAGUAUCAGACAGAUAUCCGAUGAUACAGGAAUGACUCCUGAUGAUGCAAUCUCGGCCCUUGAGGCUCUUCGUUUCCUCGUUCGAGAUCCUGUCACCCAAGUCUACGCUUUCCGGGUCGACCUAGCCUACUGCCACAAGGAGGUUACAAAAUGGGAAGCGAAGAACUAUGUUAAGCUAAAUCCCAAAAACCUCACCUGGAUGCCAUAUGUCAUGGGUCGCAGCAACGCUACGAACUUCGAAUUGGGGCCAGCUCUUAAUACGAUUGCUCCCCGAGAGGAAGAUGAAGAUGUAAAGACUGUCCAGACCCUUGCGGAGAGUGGUAUAGCAACUGGUGAUUUUGCUAUAACUCAACCCACAGCACCAAAGUUUCUUCCAGAUGCGGAGCCUUCUGUUCUUGAAUCGACAGAACCAAACGACAAUGCCCCUGUUGACACCAAAGAAGAUAUAAAACCAAACGGAAUUGGCAAAGAAAAUGCCGAUAUUUCCAACGGUCAAUCAGAGGAUCAGAUUACCUCGACUAGUACCGGUGCGGACAUCCCAGAUGAUGAAAAUAGCUGGCUAAAGCCGUAUGAAUCGAUCCCUGUUUCUAGGUUCACUGUUUUUCCUCCUAUCAACAAUCGACGCACGGCUGUGUCGCGCCUCAACUCAACUGUCGUCAGACCAGCACCAUUGCCGCGUAUACCCCCUCCGACUUCACGACGAGUCGCACGCCCCAAAGUCCGUCGUACAACCGGAACCCCUAAAGUUCGCAAAACGCCAAAGGCGAGCUCUGGGAAGCGCAAACCUGGCGGUACCGGCCGCGGUCCUGGUCGUUGGCCAAAGGGCACCAAGAAAAGCGACUACGGCAACGCCGAUAGUGGUCCUGGUUUGCCCCCAGCGUGGAUUGAGAAACAACGACAGACGAGCGUAGCUAAAUCAGUCGACGAUACCAACACCCAGGAUACGGUGCAGGUGCAAGUAACGGAGACUAGUAAGAGCCAUAAAGGAAAGCAGACCGCUUCCCUCUCCGCUAUCUCAGCCGAUGAUGUUGAUGGAGGCGGAGCUGUUUUAUCAAAUGAUGUCAACGCUGAUACUGUAAUGAGUGGGGUUGGCAACGAGGAGGGCGAAGGGGUAGAGGCAGGACCGGCAUAAACUACCUUGCCCCCUCGAGUGAGCAUUCGAGGCGAUUGUUCGAAUGCUGGAAUGUAAGAUGGAGCGUUCGUGUAUAUUUCAUAAUGCCGCCGCUGGUGUGCUUUUAAGCAGGCUUCUUUAAAAAGAGAAUAUACCGGUAAGGCAGAACAAACGGGUAGGGCGCGUCGCUACUAGUUAGUUCGGAAAGAGACGGGGAUUGGGCGUCUAGGCGACGAAUGGAUUACCUAUCGAUACUUGCCCAACCUACACAGCCACUACUGCUUCUUGCUUCGCAGUUAGGGGCUGAUUAGGUGGUUGCAGUGCCUAUGUGAUUUAGAUACCUACUUAAUGGAUUGCUUGAUUUGUGCGUUGUUCGGCUUGUUCGUGAUGUGUCUGGAGAUUUGAAGAUGUAAGGGUUGUAUAAGAAUCUGAUGUGUAAACUUAUUGCCUAGAAACUUUAUAACUACCUACCGAAGCAUUGGUUAGCAAAAUGACAUGUAGUUCUUGUUGGU
Hypoxylon trugodes is the source of this 4186-nucleotide messenger RNA. RefSeq lists its product as uncharacterized. The record is from RefSeq and is a predicted model, not a curated record. NCBI's taxonomy places the organism in Eukaryota, Fungi, Ascomycota, Sordariomycetes, Xylariales, Hypoxylaceae. The transcript has 3 exons. The coding region runs from base 189 to 3695 and encodes 1168 amino acids. Gene Ontology annotation, molecular function: histone acetyltransferase activity. Gene Ontology annotation, biological process: regulation of DNA-templated transcription.